AUAUAUUUUUGCGAGUAAUUGACGAUUUCCAAUUUUACUUAUUUCCUCGCUAUUGAUAUCUUGUUUUGUUUUGCACAAGUACAAUUUAAUUCACCUAUAACUAAUAAUGGAGAAACUACUAAAGUGGUCGUUGGAGAACUCGAACAACGCGUCGGCUGCUCCUGAGGAUAAGCGUCAGAAAGCACCGGAUGCGGAAGUGUUGGCGCAGCUGUUUGGACAGCCUGACGAUGCGUCGUUGAUGAAGGAGGCUAUGAAUGUUAUUACGGAUCCGGACGUCGAUAUCGAGACGAAGGAGACUGCGUUUGAUAAUUUGGAGAUGUUGGUUGAGAAUCUCGACAACGCGAAUAACCUCGAGUCAUUGAAUCUCUGGGCGCCGCUGAUCGACCAGCUAAUCAACCCAUCGCCUAUUCUCCGCAAAAUGGCCUGCUGGGUGAUUGGCACCGCAGUGCAAAACAACCCAAAGUCGCAAGCAGCGCUGCUGAUGUACCCGCAAGCUAUUCCCAACAUCCUCAACAUUGCGCGGCGAGAUGUGUCAAAGGAGGCGAGGUUGAAGGCCAUGUACUGUCUUUCGUCCGCGAUCCGCAACCACGAAAAGGGAUACGAAUCGUUUAAGAACGCGGAAGGGUGGAAGACGCUGCUUCAGAUCAUCAAGUCGGAAGCCGAGGCGAAAGUGGACUCGGCCGAGGUUCCGGAAGACGAACGGCAUCUGUACGAGACCGACGCUGAUAUCCGUCGGCGCUCGAUUUUCCUGCUGGCAGGUAUUAUGGCUACCGAGCCUUUGGCGGAUAAGAUCGAUAUCUUGAGGUCUCUGUCGGCUGUUCCUUCUUUGCUGGACUUGUUGCAUGUUGAGGGGUCUUCUUCUGCGAUUGAGAAGGUAGUUCAGGUUUUGCUUGUGAUUGCAAAGUCGGAGGCAGGAUUCACAGAUGAGGAAAAGGAGGAGAUCAAGAAGGGACUCGAGAGAUCGAAGAAGGAAGGGUUGUUGGAUCUUGAAGAACCAGAGACGGAGAAUACAGAGCUUAUGGCUGAAUGGAGACAGCUCGAGGAGGCUAUUAAAUAAACAAUCGGUGUGUUUAUGAGUAAGAGUGCUAAGGUUUAACCGCUCAUCUUUCAUACGACAAGUCACCCGAUAGGUUGAUU
Messenger RNA from Myxozyma melibiosi, 1137 nucleotides. RefSeq names its product Hsp70 nucleotide exchange factor FES1. The record is from RefSeq and is a predicted model, not a curated record. NCBI's taxonomy places the organism in Eukaryota, Fungi, Ascomycota, Lipomycetes, Lipomycetales, Lipomycetaceae. Gene Ontology annotation, molecular function: adenyl-nucleotide exchange factor activity. The transcript is spliced from 4 exons. Bases 107 to 1057 code for a protein of 316 amino acids. Gene Ontology annotation, cellular component: endoplasmic reticulum.